Messenger RNA from Symbiodinium sp. CCMP2456, 984 nucleotides. Lineage: Eukaryota; Dinophyceae; Suessiales; Symbiodiniaceae. The record is from the annotation of a GenBank genome assembly.
GCCGAAGGGGAAGUGGCGAGAGUACGAUGAGUCCGAGUUCCAGGCCAUGAAUGAGAACUACGCUUCAGCUAAGGCGGUUCCGGAGCAGCUGGAGAAGCAGUUCGAGGAGGAAGAGGCACUUGGGUUCAUGUACCCCUUGUCGGAGAAAGAGGCACGGCCGGAGGGACCCAUCUGGAUCAACCGGGUGGGAACUUUUGGCGUGGCUUGUGCAGCUUAUCACUUUGCGCGGCUGGCCGGCUUAGUGGGGCGCGGAGCUCUCCGCGUUGCUCAGCAGGCCGCCUUGUUCCAGCUGUUGUUUGCAGAUGACCUGCAGAUUAUGGCUGGGGGGGAGAAGAAGUACCAUGACCUUUGGGUGGUGCUGGUUUAUGCUGGGCAAGUCCUGUACUGGCUACGGCCUUUUAUGGGCCCCUUGCAUCGCUGGAAAGCGGCCAUCGCCCCGGGGACGGUGGCCCUGAUCCCUCGUAUGGUGAUGGUGGUUCUUCGCUACAUCUUGAAACUUCUGCAAGAGAAGCAUUAUCUUGUCAGUUGCAGGUCGCCACCUGUGGUGUUUCGUGAGGCUUUCCGUACGGAUGCUAAAGCGGAGGAUGAUUUCUUUGUGCUCGGAGGAUGGGAGACCUUGAGCAGCUUUGAUACCUCUUCAUGCCGCUGGUUUUCCAUUCGCAUCAAUGCUUCGGAUUAUCCUUUCUUGUUCAAUGCGCAAGGAACGACACAAGGGAUGAGCACUGUUGCCGAGCUGCUUGCAACUUGGCUAGGCUUGCACUUGUUCGGAUGGCUGGACACCGACGGCCAAAGCUUUACGGUUUCGGCCGGGACGGACAACUUGGCGAAUGAACUGGUCACGAGGCGCCAAGGCACGACGAAGUUUCCACUGACUUAUGUCUACAUGCAGCUGCAAUAUGAUUUGUUCCGCUGCGGAGGACACAUGAACUUGAAUUGGCGCCCUCGUGAACUCAACACUGCUGCUGACGACUUGACAAACAAUAG